Molecule: messenger RNA, 1602 nt
Organism: Hyaloscypha bicolor E
Lineage: Eukaryota; Fungi; Ascomycota; Leotiomycetes; Helotiales; Hyaloscyphaceae
Product: general substrate transporter
Exons: 8
Coding region: 1-1602 (533 amino acids)
Biological process (GO): transmembrane transport; carbohydrate transport
Cellular component (GO): membrane
Molecular function (GO): carbohydrate:proton symporter activity
Source: RefSeq, a predicted model, not a curated record
AUGGCUUCUUCGGCUCCAGUUGACGUUGAUGGAGCGCUCGCUGGCAGAAAGGCAGGAUGGUUCAACGACAAGGGUAUAAUGAAGGUUAACCUUAUUCUCUUCCUCACUAUCCUUUCAGGCUAUGCCAACGGGUAUGAUGGUUCGAUGAUGAAUGGAUUACAAAGUUUAGAUGAAUGGAAGGAUUACUUCAAUCAACCUACCGCCAGCACUCUUGCACUAUUGAAUGCCAUCCAACAUGUCGGUCAAUUGAUUGCAUUGCCGUUCUGCGCCUAUUCUUGUGAUCGAUUCGGCAGACGUCUCACACUCAUCGUCUCCGCUGGCGUGCUUCUCAUUGGCGUUGCCCUCCAAGCAGCUGCUCAAAACAUUGGAAUGUUCGUUUUCGCUCGUGCCCUUAUCGGUUUUGCAAUUGCUUUCAACUUCACUGCUGCACCACUUCUCAUCAUGGAACUUGCAUUUCCAACCCAGAAGUCUGCACUCGUCGGAUUCUUCAAUGCCCAAUGGAACUCUGGUGCGAUCGUCGCCGCAUGGACAACGUAUGGAACCUUCCGAAUCCAGAGUUCAUGGGCAUGGAGGAUUCCCUCUGCCCUUCAGGCUUUAUCAAGCGUGAUCCAAAUCCUCGGAUAUUUCACGAUUGUCGAAUCUCCACGUUGGCUCAUCUCCAAAGAUCGCGAUGAUGAAGCUCGUAAGAUCAUAACAAAGUAUCAUGCAAAUGGCAAUCCCAACGAUCCACUCGUCAGUGUAGAGAUGAACGAGAUCCGGGAAGCGCUUCGAAUUGACAACGAUGUUGCGAAGAAUACCUCUUUCUUGUCUUUCCUUCACUCUAAGGGAAAUCGACUUCGAUUAGUGAUUCUCGUGGUUGUGGGAUUUUUCUCCCAAUGGAGUGGGAACGGUCUGAUUUCUUACUACUUAACAUUGAUUCUGGAUUCCAUCGGAUAUAAAGCUGAAAGCACGCAAACUCUUAUAAAUGCCGUACUUGCUCUCUGGUCUUUGUUCUCCACUGCCUUUGUUGCGUUUUUCAUGGUUGAUAGAUUCCCUCGACGAACACUAUUCCUCGUAUCUACUACUGGAAUGUUGAUCUCUUUCGUUGUCUGGACUGCCCUCGAAGCUUCAUACGAAAAGCAAGUUGACGCUGGCGGAGUCGUGAAUACUGGAUACGCGAAAGGAGUUCUCGCAAUGAUCGUUCUGUAUAAUACAUCAUUCAACAUUGGAUGGACACCACUGCAAGUCACUUAUGUCUGCGAGAUCUUGCCUUACAACCUCAGAGCAAGAGGUCUUGUUUUGUACAGCUUCGCGGUCGCGCUGGCACUGAUCUUCAACCAAUACGUCAAUCCGAUUGCUUUGGCCAAACUUAAGUGGCAUUAUUACAUUGUGUACGACGUGUGGUUGCUGGUCGAGUUGGUUGUCGUUUACUUCCUCUUCAUCGAAACCAGCGGCUCUUCACUCGAAGAGAUCUCUCUCUUAAUCGAUGGCCCAGAACUCAAAGCAAAGAUGGUUGAUAAUGUUGCUCAAGCAACGGCAAUUAACUUCCCAGAGGAAAAGCAAGCUGGCAUGGGAAUUGAACACAAGGAGAUGAGGGAGGCAGCUGACAGAGAGGUAGCAUAG